Molecule: messenger RNA, 1071 nt
Organism: Physcomitrium patens
Lineage: Eukaryota; Viridiplantae; Streptophyta; Bryopsida; Funariales; Funariaceae
Product: protein EXORDIUM-like 2
Source: RefSeq, a predicted model, not a curated record
AUGGAACGGUGCCUAAAAUACCCUCCAAGCAAAUUUCUGGCAAAUAUUGGAUUCAUAUUUUGGAGUGCGAUUCUACUUGCACCAUGUGCUGAUGCAACUGCGUCCGGUGUCGAAAACCCCCUUGCUGAAACGCAUGACCACGAGAGGAGCCGUCGUCCAUGGAGCACAAGCGGAAAGUACACUGCACACAAGAACUUUGAGGAGCAUUUUGUAAGUGGGCGACGACUAGCGGGACUAGUUGCUCCAAAGCCGCUGGUACUGCCCUACCACAAUGGACCCAUAUUAUCUCGCAUGAACAACGUUACCAAGCUGUACGUUAUCUAUUAUGGCGCCUUCACCAGGAUCCAACGACUCACUGUGCGGCGCUUCUUCAGGUCGUUGGCGCCACCGCGUCACAGGGCUCGUGCAAGCAUCCCCACUGUGGCCAAAUGGUGGGAAAUUACCAAAGGAUAUCAGGAUGUGUGGGGCGAGUCCGUCGCGCAGCUACUCAUCCCCAGCGGAGAGAUUGAAGACAAAAGCUACUCUCGAGAUGUAGAAGUUAGAGGAUUCUGUCAAGAGGCAUGCGGCCAGCAUGCUUAUCUGUACCCUUCCGGUGCCACAGGCGGCCAGAUGCUGCCAUAUGUGUGGGUUGGGGAUGCGUCAACGCAGUGUCCAGGACUCUGUUGCUGGCCGUUUGCCAAUCUCAACUACACAUUCAUGGAAAACUCCCAAGAUAAACCGCUACUGCCGCCCAGUGGUGAAGUGGGGGUUGACGGGAUGAUAAUCAAUCUUGCCAAACUUAUUGCAGGAGCGGCCACAGAUCCAUACCAAAAUGCAUACUACCAGGGCGACGCCGCGGCUCCAGUGGAAGCAGCUGAGGCAUGCAGUGGCAUCUUUGGAUGUGGUGCUUACGCCGGAUACCCGGGUAGUCUCAUGAAGGACCCCGUCACUGGCUCCAGCUUCAACUCGUUUGGCUCUCGUGGGUAUAAGUUCCUGUUACCAUGGAUGUGGGACCCAAAAACCUUCACAUGUGCCGGCCAAAGUCAUCAGUCUACGAACUCACUGCAAUUCGACUUGAAUCUAGCAUGUUGA